This is a messenger RNA of Mycena indigotica, 975 nucleotides long. RefSeq names its product SET domain-containing protein. The coding region runs from base 1 to 975 and encodes 324 amino acids. Lineage: Eukaryota; Fungi; Basidiomycota; Agaricomycetes; Agaricales; Mycenaceae. The record is from RefSeq and is a predicted model, not a curated record. Gene Ontology annotation, molecular function: protein binding. The transcript has 2 exons.
AUGUCCCCCUCAGGCGGAGCCCGACUCGUUCAUAUUCCGAAUUCCUUUACUUGGCCGCAAGCACAUCAAGUCAUGCUGGACGAGCAUGAAAGAUUCCUUUCCAUGAUGGUGGACCGCAUGGUUCCCGAGCGGAGGGAGGCAUUCCUUAAGCUUGCCAACAGCCAUCGCGAAGACGGCUCCGGGCCGUAUAUGGGCAUCAUGCGAACCAACAGCUUUGGCGUGCGGGUCGGCAACUCGGAAAACAUUCUGGAGGACAUGUACGGGGCUGUCUGCGACGACAUUUCGCGUGUUAACCACAGCUGCUCCCCCAAUACUUCCACCAAGUUCGACAAGCAUUCGUUCUCAUUCAGUCUGUUCGCCUGCCGUGACAUUGCAGAGGGCGAAGAGUUGACCGUCGCAUACUGCAUCUUGUCAGAUGGGGAAGGAGCCAGGGCGGAAAAGCUGCUUCCCUACGGGAUUGCCUGCAAAUGUCUUUCCUGUGCCGACACAACAGGCGAAUCCGACGUGCGCCGGGCCACCCUCGAUGACUUUUCCCUUGAUAUCAACGAAUGGGCAUGGAGUCGCACGCUCCUGGACGAUUGGAUGAUGAACAAGUGUCGCGAGCAUCUUGAUCUUCUCCGGGAAGAGGGACUUGAGGCGUCCGACUCUUACCAUGCUGCCUUGGUCGCCAUGAUGGAGUGCUAUAUCGCAUUCGGAGACGCAAAACGGGCGAGCAGGUGGGCGGAAAGGGCGCACAAGUGCCUCUGGGCCUCGGAUUACGAGAGUUUGGAGCAUUUUUUGGACCCAGAAAGCGUUGGAUACCUCACACAUCCGCUUUGGCGCGUCAGGGUUGACACUCGUCUUGAGAUGGUCAUGCGGCGGUUGCUCCUCAUCGGAAAACUUGCCGGAAGAGAGAAACUCGAAGAAGCUAUGGCAUCACCAGAGUUUGCUCUAGCGUUUGCUGCCGCGCGCGCCGAAGGAUCCUAUGAUUUGUAA